Molecule: messenger RNA, 4965 nt
Organism: Anopheles marshallii
Lineage: Eukaryota; Metazoa; Arthropoda; Insecta; Diptera; Culicidae
Gene: Tusp
Exons: 10
Coding region: 1-4965 (1654 amino acids)
Molecular function (GO): protein binding
Source: RefSeq, a predicted model, not a curated record
AUGCAUUUGCAUUUUGAGAAAAACUCCAACACAAGAUGCGACUGCCCGAUACUGUCGUUGUCCUGGAUGGGCAAGGUGCCGGAUGACAUACCGGAGGAAGAGGGAUGGAAGCUAAACCGUACCAACUACUAUCAGGAAGGAUGGCUGGCCACGGGGAAUGUGCGAGGAAUCGUCGGAGUCACGUUCACCACUUCACACUGCAAGAAAAACGUCGAUUACCCGUUGCGGACAAACUACAACCUUCGUGGGCAUCGGUCCGAUGUGAUCCUGGUUAAGUGGAACGAACCUUACCAGAAGCUGGCAAGCUGUGAUAGUUCCGGCAUUAUCUUCGUAUGGAUAAAGUACGAAGGUCGAUGGAGCGUGGAGCUCAUCAAUGAUCGUAACACACCGGUGACACACUUCUCCUGGUCACACGAUGGGCGGAUGGCGUUGAUCUGCUAUCAGGAUGGUUUCGUGCUGGUGGGUUCCGUCGCUGGGCAGCGGUAUUGGUCGUCGAUGCUGAACCUGGACGCAACCAUUACCUGCGGCAUCUGGACGCCGGACGACCAACAGGUGUACUUCGGCACUACCCAGGGACAAAUCAUUGUGAUGGAUGUGCACGGUGCGAUGGUGUCACAGGUUCCGCUCAGCUCGGACGUGGGCAUUACCGCAAUGGCGUGGUCGUGCGAGAAGUUCAAGAUGGAGGAAGGUGAAGAUACGGAACCGGGCGUCACCAAUGCAUCCAAGCGUAGCUUCGUGUUGGCCGUGAGCUUCCAGAACGGGUAUAUUUAUCUGCUGAAGUCGUACGACGAUAUCACCCCAAGCCAAAUCCACACGGGCAUGAACGGUGAGCUAGGAAUUGUGAUGGAGUGGAGUAACUCGCGGGAACUGUUGGCCGUGGCCGGGACCGAGCUGGGCAGCCCGCACGUGACUGAUAUCCAUGGUGCUACGGUGUACAAUAAUCUACUCAAGUUCUACACCGAAUCCGGUAAUCUUCUUUACACCGCCAAAAUUCCAAAUAGUACGUAUCCUGUUUCCGCCCUUACUUGGGGUCAUAAUGAUAAGCGUAUCUUCAUAGCGACGGGAACGCAAGUACAUAUUGCUUGGGUUUCAAGACGCGUCGCAUCGCUGCAGCUGUUCUGUCGUCUGAAAGUUCAAACCUCGUUGGCAUCGGAAGCAUUGCUGCCAAGACUGCCCCUGCCCGGUCGGAUAAAGGCACUGAUCGGGAAUCUGUUUGCUCAAACCAUACGGUGCUGUGUUCCCGAUUUGAAGUCACUUCGAGAGUUUGUGUCACGUCCGCCUGCCUGUUCGACGCGAUUGCACUGUACGAUGAUACGACACGAUGACGAUUCCAACCAGAGCUCAGGGACAUGCUAUACGCUCUAUUUGGAGUUUCUCGGUGGCCUAGUACCGCUGCUCAAAGGCAAACGGACCUCCAAGAUACGGCCAGAAUUUGUGAUAUUCGAUCCUCAGGUUGAUGAAGUUUCUACAUACUGUACAUAUUCAUCUGAUUCGACCACUACCACAACCACGACGAAAAGUUCUUCGACCUCUAGUCACUCGACAACUGGCACGAACGGUCGAUCAGAUAGCUCGGAGAGUGACAUCGAUGAUGAAUGCCGCUCUCCGAGACUAGAUCGAAAACGAAAGAAUGGGACGAAAAAACGCAACCCUAGUAGCAACGAUCGGUCUCCAAACCAGAAUUCUGACUCUACGGAAAAUAAUGAGGAUUUAGCUUAUCUCGACACUUUACCAGAGCAUGUGAAGCUUGUUGAAGUAACGUCCAACAUCUGGGGAACGAAGUUUAAGAUACAUGGACUAGCCAAAACUCUGCCGGCUAAUCUCGGACAGGUGACAUACAAAACUUCGCUACUACACCUACAGCCUCGCCAAAUGAAGCUGGUCAUCACGGAGCUGCGCGAUGACUUCCCCACCGGUCCGGAUCCCAACUUUAAUCCGAACAUUUUUUCCGAGGACGAGGAAGAUCAACAGCAUCAGCAACAGCUGCAACAACAUCAGCAUCAUCAACAGCACACACAUCAAUUGCAGCAUCACUCACAACACCAUUCCAAUGGAACACACGGCCAAUCAUUAGGCACGUCCAGAGAUAGUUCCGGUGCCGGGGCCAUUAGUCGAAAAUUGCUGAACGAAAGUGCCCCUCCAAUUGCACCGAUGUCGCCACGUCCGAACCGCUUUCCUUCGCGACCUCGCCGGCAACAGCAUCAACCAUCUGCGUUAGCCGGCUGUUCAUCAGCAAGCGGAGGACUCUCUCGCAAUGGGGUCCCGGGAUUGGGUCCACUGGCACGUGCCGAAUCGUACGAGGACGAUACGGAUGGGGCAGAAUCGUCCGUUGUAGUCGUGAGUGAUCUUCAUAGUGCAGCCGCACGAACUCCUCCUCGACAAAGCAUUGGGUACAGUCUCGUUAGUCGACCAUCAUCCGCCUCCAGCAAUCAAUCACGCGUUGCCAUCAGCCCACUGUACUGCGAGGGUUCCGUGCCAACGCUUCAGUCGCCCAAGAAUGCUGUGGCACCGAGUGAUAUUAUUUUCGAUCGCCCCCCAGCAGGACAGACGACGCUUAUGAGCUAUUCGAGCAAUAACGACUACAUUGGUAGCUUGGUGCAGGUGAAGAGUGCUCUUGUGUCAUCCGAUCACCAUCAUGGACGCAGCACGAUGAAUGCGACAAUGCCAUUAAACUUAAAUCUCAACCUUGACCGUGCGGAUACAAACCGUGCGAUGUGCACGAACGGUAGUAGUGGGAAAGACACACAUCUAGCCAAUACCCGAUGUACACCGAAAAAGCAAAACCUCAAAUUCAUCGAUGAGGAAUCGACGCCCAGUACGUCGGCUACUGCUGUCGUUCCAAAUGCGAUACAAGCUCCUUCUCCCGCUAAUACUAUUUCUUCCACUGCACCACCAACCGCUGUAGAUACGAACGGACUAGAGACACCCAUGUCGGAAACGAUAGGCGGUAUGCAUCGAACUCCUACCGUUGCUUCUAUGAUGCCUUUCAUCCCUGCUGCUUCUGCCGGAGCUACGACUACCAGGAUUCCCGACUCAAUCACGCGUAGCUGCAGCGUUGGAUAUCUGGACAACAUGACGAUUGUACCGGGUGAGGAGGCCCUAUCAAUGAUGCGACGUGAUGCACCGUACAAGCGACUCGUACUAGUCGAUAAGAAGCGACAGAAAAAAUACAAACGCAACUUAGACGAACUGCGCCAAGCGACCAGAUUACGGAUGGACGCGAAAUCCAAAAGCCUAGACUCCUGCUCGGACAUUCUACAGGAUGUGCCCAACCUAAACCGAGAUCUCAUCAACCUGUUCCGCCAGAUGCCCAAGGUGAACGAACUAUCCGAAAAUGAAACAGAAUAUUCUUCGUCCGAUCAACUGAUUGCCGGUGGGAAGAGUUGCUUAAAGGAGGUUAACGGAGUGCUCGCGCGCAAAGGUGCGCCGAUGAAGUUUGGCCCGGGGGUAUCCGGCCAGGGUGGAUCAAAAACUCCAGUACUGAAUCGUAAAGAAAAGCCAAAAAGUUGCUCCAUUUGCAAGCAGAUCUCUCCAACGGUUAACUCCACCGAGCCCAUUUGUGUCAAGUGUCGGAAAGGUGGGGUCGUUCAGGAUGUGCCGGCUGAUGACUGCAGGAAAGAAGCUUCGAUGAGUGCGGCGGUAACAACCUCGACGAGUGAUUCGCAGGUGAUUGCAAACGGCCACGAUACGGUGAGCGCUGGAAAGCCACCUCAGGCACCACCCAAAGCUAAACGGACCACUCUUGGUCAGUAUAUCCGAUCAGCUUGCAGUAAUCACUACGGAGAUCACUCGAAUGGGAAAGACUCCAACGGUGCAGUUACGUCCUCGGGGAAAGGUGGUGGAUUUUUCGACCGCAAGUCAUCAUCCACCCAUCAGCAACAGAACCUACAACAGUCCCAGGUAGCAAGUAGCGAAUUUCCGGCAGGUAUUCCGGACCCAUCCGCAGCACCAGCUCCGUCCAAUAGCACACCUUCCCGUUCGGUGGCCCGGAUCGUAACGAGCUUCACCGAUAGUCCACUGUUUUCACGGCGCAACCGACAGGCCAAAGCCGUGGAAAACGGAGCAGACUCCAGUAAACCGCCGAGCGAAUCCAACACACCGAUUCUGCUGCGAUGGAACGCAAAUCGCCACAACAAGCACGGUAAAGCAGACUCGGUCGACUCGCCGAAGAAGCAUCGUCGCAAUGGUAGUUGCCCGGGACCGAGUAACGAGCCGUCGAUAGAUGGCGGUGAGUCAUCCAUUGGGAUGGCCUCGGCAUCGUCACAAACGGAAGAUCCACGACCGAGUGGAUCGGGGCAUAGUGGGCCGGCCGGGCUUAUUAGUAGAUGGCGCGAUAUGGAGGACGGUGGUCGCCAGUCUACACCACCUGCAUCACCAGCCCGGCUUGCACGAAGUUCUCCGGCAUCGCCAACACCAAGCAAAAAAAGCAAGCGCCAUCAGAGUGCUUCACCCAUAAGGCACAUUCUGAACUCUCCGCUGCUAAACCGGAGGCAGCGGAAAAAGCAACACACCGAAAGCUCCGACGAUGAGAAUGGUGGUGGUAGCCACAAUCACAGCAGCCCUAGUAACCAUACGGAUGACAGCAGCGGUAGUACAAGCGCGAAACAGUACCGCGACCUUGAAACGUUCCAGAAGGCACAGCUACGACAGAAGCUAAAGCGUGGAAAAAUCGAACCGAACGGUGUGGCCAGCUCUUCGCAAUCACCUGCCCCGGUACGGCGCGAGUUUGUGAUGCACAAUAAGGCCCCGAUGUGGAAUGAGAACAGUCAGGUCUAUCAGCUAGAUUUCGGAGGGCGCGUUACGCAGGAAUCGGCGAAAAACUUUCAAAUCGAAUUUCGUGGCAAGCAGGUAAUGCAGUUUGGGCGCAUCGAUGGUAACGCGUAUACGCUCGACUUUCAGUACCCAUUUUCGGCACUGCAGGCGUUUGCUGUCGCACUGGCCAACGUUACGCAGCGACUUAAAUAG